This is a messenger RNA of Phycodurus eques (leafy seadragon), 7227 nucleotides long. RefSeq names its product anoctamin 1, calcium activated chloride channel a (gene ano1a). Bases 185 to 3043 code for a protein of 952 amino acids. Lineage: Eukaryota; Metazoa; Chordata; Actinopteri; Syngnathiformes; Syngnathidae. Gene Ontology annotation, biological process: chloride transmembrane transport. Gene Ontology annotation, molecular function: protein dimerization activity; chloride channel activity. The transcript is spliced from 26 exons. The record is from RefSeq and is a predicted model, not a curated record. Gene Ontology annotation, cellular component: plasma membrane.
CACCUGGGGAGACGAGAAACACUUCCUACUCCACCCUCCCUGUUCCAGGUGAGAGGGAAGUGUUACAGGCAAUACCAACAAAUAUUCGAUGUCAUUUUCCAAAUAAUCGGAAUCUCUUUUACGGUGGAGAAAAGGUUCUCCUGCACUGAGGACAGGCAUCCCCAAAGACGAGGAGCUCUGCAUUAUGCGGAGGAGUGACAACUAUUGGCCUGUUCCCAGUGAGGAGAAGAACGUCGAUAUGGACAACACCAAGGCCCAGAGUGACAACUCCAUACCAAUGAAAAAUCUGAAUGCUGAAGGCAGAGCAUCAUUCUGUCCUCAGUUUGGCCCAUACUUUGCUGAUGGCGAGCGGCGAGUGGACUACGUGCUUGCUUACCACAUCCAGAAACCCAACAGGUCUAGCAGCAGAAAAUCACCCAAGUUUGGAGACGACAACUUCAUUCGCCGCCUUCGACGUAGUUUGAGCAUGAGAAGCAGCCGAGCACCUUUACAGCCCAAAGAAGACCCUGAGAUUGCUGCCCAAGAGCAACAGACUGAUUACCAUGAGGAUGAAAAGCGAUUCAGACGGGAAGAGUUUGUAGAAAACCUCCUAAAGACUGGCUUGGAAGUAGAAAAGGCUGACGAGAGUAAGAUCCCUGGAAUUGGCUUUUUGAAGAUCCAUGCCCCAUGGAAUGUUCUGUGUCGGGAGGCUGAGUUCAUGAAGCUCAAAAUUCCAACAAACAAGGUUUUUGAGAUUAAACAAGGAAAUAAUAUUGUUGAAAAGGUCCGACUGUUCAUUCACAAAGUCACAUCUCCUUUGCACCCAAAAGUGGACACCAAUAAGUCACCAAGUGUGAAAUCACUCUCUCACCCUUUUUCCAGAGAGAAGGAGCACCUAUUUGAUCUAUCUGACAGAGAUCAUUUCUUUGACAGCAGGACGAGGAGUUUCAUUGUAUAUGAAGUGCUCAAAAGGACAAGAUGCACCAGGGCCAUGUACUCAAUGGGGAUCACCAGUUUGCUUGCCAAUGGCGUUUAUACAGCUGCUUAUCCUCCUCAUGAUGGGGACAUAGAGGGAGUCAAUGCAGAACCUAAUGACAGAAAGACACUAUAUGAGGAAUGGGCCAGCUACAGUGUCUUCUACAAGUACCAGCCCAUUGGACUAAUUAGGAAGUAUUUCGGGGAGAAGGUUGGACUGUACUUUGCCUGGCUCGGAGUAUACACACAGAUGUUAAUCCCUGCUGCCAUUGUUGGAGUAAUUGUAUUCCUCUACGGAUGUGCCACUAUUGAUGAUAAUGUACCAAGUAUGGAGAUUUGUGAUCCAAGGAACAACAUCACAAUGUGCCCACUUUGUGAUCGCGCUUGUAACUACUGGAAACUUGUGACAGCUUGUGGUACUGCCCGAGCAAGCCACCUCUUCGACAACCCAGCAACUGUGUUUUUCUCCAUCUUCAUGGCUCUGUGGGCUGUUCUCUUCAUGGAGCACUGGAAGAGACGACAGAUGCGACUUAACUAUGUCUGGGACCUGACAGGCUUUGGAGAGGAAGAGGAGGAGGAACAUAAGGACCACAACCGAGCCGAGUAUGAGUUGCGUGUCAUGCAAAAAGCAAUGAGACAAGAAAAUUCAACCUCUAAGGGUGAGAAGGUGAAGCUGACAUGUACAGACAGACUGCCAGCUUACUUGAAUACUGUUGCCAUGAUGGCUUUAAUGAUCACAGUGACAUUUGUCAUUGUUUUUGGAGUUGUCCUCUACCGAAUUAGCAUUAAAACAGCCUUACACAUUAGCACCUACCCUGCAGCACAGUACAAUGUCCGAGCCACCGUGAAAACCACAGCUGCCAUCAUCAACCUCAUCGUCAUCAUCAUCUUAGAUGAAAUCUAUGGCUCUAUUGCACGCUGGCUCACUGUACUAGAGGUACCAAAAACAGACAAAAGCUUUGAAGAGCGGCUUAUCUUCAAGACAUUUGUUUUGAAGUUUGUCAAUGCUUUUACGCCUAUUGUUUAUUUGGCUUUUUUUAGGGGCAGGCUUGUGGGGCGGCCAGGAAAAUACCUGUAUGUUGUAGCAUCAUACAGAAUGGAAGAGUGUGCCCACGCAGGCUGCCUAAUGGAGUUAUGCAUCCAGUUAUGUAUCACCAUGCUUGGCAAGCAGCUCAUCCAAAACAACCUAUUUGAGAUUGGCAUACCCAAGCUGAAAAAAAUGCUACGUAAGAAAAAGUCUGAGCUGGACAAAAAGCAACAAGAAGAGUUGACCAAAACCUUGCAACAACACGAGAAAGACCAUUUGCUCGGUCCUUUUGUUGGUCUCAAUCCAGAGUACAUGGAAAUGAUCAUCCAGUUUGGGAUGGUGACUCUUUUUGUGGCCUCGUUUCCUCUGGCUCCACUCUUUGCUCUUCUGAAUAACAUCAUUGAGAUACGCCUGGAUGCCAAAAAGUUUGUUACGGCGCUCCGAAGGCCGAUUGCUGUCAAAGCCAAAACCAUUGGUAUCUGGUACAAGCUGUUAAGGGGCCUGAGCAAGGUGGCAGUCAUCGUGAAUGCCUUUGUCAUCUCCUUCACAUCUGACUUCAUCCCACGGCUUGUGUACCAGUACAUGUACAGUCCUGAUGGCACCAUGCACGGCUUUGUCAAUCACUCUUUGUCUUACUUCAACGUGAGUGACUUUCAGCCAGGCACAGACCCUUUGAAGCCAAUGACCCUAGGCCAUAAGGUAGAAAUAUGCAGGUAUAAAGACUACAGAGAGCCACCCUGGUCCAGCACAUCGUAUGAUCUCUCCAAGGAGUUCUGGGCCAUUCUUGCUGUUCGCCUUGGUUUUGUUGUUGUCUUUCAGAAUGUGGUGAUGCUCAUGAGUGACUUUGUGGAUUGGCUGAUCCCAGACAUACCAAAGGACAUCAGCCUCCAGAUCCACAAGGAGAAGGUCCUCAUGGUGGAGUUAUUCAUGAAAGAAGAGCAUGGAAAGAGCCUUGCUCUCCGGGACAGUCACAACCAUAACAGUUGUACUUCCCCAUCUUCCUCAAGCCAGAGCCCACAACAACCACGCUCUCGGCCCGUGUCAAACACAAACUGUUAUUAAACUAUCAGCUGUAAGCAUCUGGAAAAAUAAGCACAAAUUACUCAAAAUACAGGGUGGGCCUUAACUAGUGCUGGGUGAUAUGGCCUAAAUUUCAAAUCACAAUAUUUCUUUCCGAAUGUCGAUAUUUGGUAUGACGCGAUAUUUAUUGAAUUAAGUUUUAUAAAUGUAUAAAACUGGACCAGACUAAAUUGAUGUACAUUAUAACGGAGGUUUAUUUAACAGUUAUAAACAUCACAAAUAAAAAAAUUAAAUUACUUUUCCCUGCAGAUAUUGAAAAUAUAAUGAUCCCAAAAUAAGAGAAGCCACUGUUGCAAGCUGACCUGAUUCUCCUCAUCCAGCUCCCUUGAAAUGAAGUCCUUGUGCAAUUGUCUCGCCAGUAUGAUCUUUGGGUGCAUCUGCAAACAGAUACUUUUCAUUCCUACUCCCCAAAGUAGUGAAGUACGUUGCACUCUGCGACUACUCCACUGGUCGGUAGUUGUAGAAAGUGUUCUACAGUCGACACUCUUCCCGUUACUUUCUCCCUGGCAUUACUGUAAAGUUCAAGCAAUGCUUCCUCUGUGAAAUAUUUCCUGCUAAGCAACUGGUAUACGGGAUAAAAAAAUUUCAUCAAGUUUUUGAAUUAAUCUGUUUCCACUGUAUAAAUAGGACUCAUGUCCUUGGCUACAGUAUAAAGAAUGAGAUUGUUGACGUUACCUUCGUCCAUUUGGUGUUUGACCUCUCAUAACGAGAGGAGCUGAACAUAGAUUCUGUUAAUUUUAUUUUUAAAACAUUUUUUGGAGGUUACAGGAGCGGCACAGUGAGUCGCAGCUCUUUUUAAUAUGAUAAAAGCACUUGAUAACGUGCUUCAUCUUCAGGUGAUUUUGCACGGAUAUGCCUGUUUUCGUUCCAAAUGAUAGACAUAACAUGCCCUUUUUUGGGUUUAUUUCUGACUCGCUAGUCGCUAGCCGCUAACAUCUCCAUGUUGUCUCUGCGCAAUAAGAGAUUCCGCAGAGGUCUCGCGGAGCAACAAAAUCUCACGGAGUAGCGAAAAGUGUAGAAAAUAAAGCUAAUGAUCCCCUUUUUCCAUAUCAAGCAAUAAUAAAAUACACUGCGUAACAAAAUGUUGACAUUCGUCUGUCUUUGGUCAGUGAAUGUUAUUUCUUAUUUGCUUUCAUCUAGAAAACAAACAAAAACAAAUAAUUAUUCCCUUUAAACUUUGUUUUUUCUGAACUGAACUUUUUCUGAACUUUCCCUUGCAUUCCGACAGAUUCCGCACAAACUUGGUAAAGGAAAAAUUCAAAGAGCUUUCUAGAAAUUUCAAGAACCUUAGAAACAGUCCUAAACGUUCCAUGAACUUCUAGAACAUUCUGGCAACGUAGAUGGCAGCAUAAAUGCAGGGAACGUCCACUCACCAGAUCAGUUUACUUCUAGCCGUCACAGUACAGAAAAGUCGAUCGUCACUCGUCAUUGCUAUCUGCAUUCGUCCCGCAUGGCAUCAAGAAGUUGUAAGCAUCUGGCAGACGCAUUUUUUUACAUCUGUGUCGAAUUUAUCAAGACUAGAGCUAUAAAGUACUCUGUAGAAAGAUCUCAGAAAAUGCGUGGGGCCUACAAUGCAUAUUUUGGCAUGUCUGUCGGGGAUCUCCAAGGCGCCUUUACCAAGUUUCCUUGUUAUCUUUUGCCUUUGGGACAGCAGGGACACCGUGGCACACUACCACAAGCGGAACUGGCCACAGCAGACCGAGUUUAGUGUGGGGAAGCACAAUGUCAAAUGGGAGCCAUUGUUGGAGCCCAGAAAAGUACUGUUUCCUCCACUUCACUUAAAACGGCUUUAUGAAACAAUUGGUCAGAGCUCGAGAUAAGUAGUCCGCAGCUUUCAAGUAUCUUCAAGAUUUCUUCCCUAAACUGUCUGCAGCAAAAGUUGAAGCCGGUGUCUUUAUCGGUCCACAAAUGAAAAAGAUCAUGGAGUGCAAGGAGUUUCCCAAGAUACUCACAAAGGCGAAGAAAACAGCGUGGGACAGCUUUGUCGCACUGGUUCUUGGCUUCUUGGGGAAUCACAAAGCCGAAAACUAUAUGGAGCUUGUUGAGAGCCUGGUGACAAACUACGGAAAGAUAGGUUGCAUGAUGUCCCUCAAAGUCCAUAUCCUUGACGCUCAGCUUGAUAAAUUUAAAACAUGGGCGCGAACUCCGAGGAGCAAGGCGAGCGCUUCCACCUGGAUAUAUUGGACUUUGAACGUCGCAACCAAGAGUCGUAUAAUGAAAACAUGAUGGGAGACUAUAUUUGGGGGCUGAUUCGUGAAAGUAAUCUACAGUAUAAGCGUAAAUCCCGGAAAACUUCUCAUUUCUAAUGUUUCUAUUGUCUCACGUGUAAUCCUUAAAUAAAUAAAUGCUACAAUUGCAUCAUGUUGUUUUGUAUCUACUUUGUGCAAAUCAGAGUUCCAAUUUGCCACUUUGUCCCAAUGAGAAUAGGUACAUUUCAUCAAAAUCAUUAUCCCGGACACAAAAGCAAAGUUAGAAAUUAAUAUGAGUAAUUUUUCAUGUUUUCUAGACAUAAACAAAUAGAAAAUAACAGUUCCUACCCAAGGAGAAAAAUUGUGUUACAUUGUGGUAUUGAUCGAAUCGAGCUUAACAAUAUAUUACCCAGCACUAGCCUUAACUUUUUAUACAUAGAAAAAAACAAAUUUUAAUGAAAAACUUUUUGGGUGUCUGAAACAUUAAAAAAAAACAAGAAAAUCUAUGCAUGUAAACUUAUGGCCCACCUGCGCUAUAAAACUGCAAACAAGUCUGCUUUCAACCACAAUAGAUAUUAAAUGUUAUGCUAUUUGAUGAAAGCAGCUUGGUGGUUCUGUAUUUUGGGUUUUUCAGAUUUUUUUUGUAGGAAUUAUUUAAAUCGAAAGCUUAAUGUAAUCACAGUAUGAUUUAUCCUUUUAGUUUUUUUCCAAUGUGAUUACAAUGUUAAGAUGUCAUGUUUUUCUUGAAUAUGAUUUUGUCUCAGUAAUGAAUCAUUAUAUUGUCUGGUGUAAUAUAUUAAUUUGUCAUGAGGAUUGUAUAGUAAGGCAGCAUGUUGGACUACUGGUGAGCAUGUCUGCCUCACAGUUCUGAGGUUAAGUGUUUGAAUCUCAGCUCAGGCCAUCUUUGUGUAGUUUCCAUGUUCUUCCUGUGCUGGUAUGAGUUGUCACUUGGUACUCUGGUUUCGUCCUAUAUUUCAAAAACCUGGAUUGUUAUGUUAACUGAAGACUCUAAAUUGUCGAUAGGUGUGAGAGUGGUAAUGGUGGUUUGUCUAUAUUUGCUCCGCUAUUCACAGGUGUGUGUGUGUGUGUGUGUGUGUGCGAUUGGCUGGCGACCAGUUCAGGGUGUACCCCGCCUCUCGCCCGGAGAUAGCUGGGAUAGGCUCCAGCACGCCCGCGACCCUAGUGAGGAUAUGCGGAAUGGAAGAUGAAUGAAUGAAUUAAUCCAUCCAUCCAUUUCCUGUACCACUUAUGAUUACUGAUUACCUUCAGUCCUGUUCAAUGAAGAAAUCACAAACAGUUUGUCCUGACAAAAUCAAGUCAGACAAAAGAUCUUACAAAGCUACAACAAAAUGACACGAUGCAAAGAAAUGUCAUAACAGUUGACAAAUAAAGUAAUUGACAUCUAUCAGUCUGGAAAAAGCCAUUACUAAAGCUUUAGGAUUCAAGCGAACCAUAGGGAGAGCCAUUAUCCUCACAUGGAGAAAACAUGGAACAGUGGUGAUCCUUCCCAGGAGUGGCCGGCCGACAAAAAUUACCUCGAGAACAGUAAUGACUCCUCCAGGAGGCUACAAAGGAACUCAGGACCACUUCUAAAGAACUGCAGGUCUCCCUUACCCCAGUUCAAGUCAGUGUUCAUGACACAACAAUAAGGAAGAGGAUGCAGCAGGAUAACCAUCCAAAACACCCCAGCAAGUCAACUUCUAAAUGGCUUUUUAAAAAAUGAAGGUUUUGGAUUGGGCUAGUCCAAGUUCAGACUAGAAUCCGAAUAAAAUGCUGUGGCAUGACCUUAAAAAGGCUGUUCAUGCUAAAAAACUUCCAUUUUCACUGAAUGCAAACAAUUCUGCAAGGAAGAGUGGGCCAAAACAUUGACUUUGAAUAGGGUUUUUUUUUUCCUAAUAGACGAAAUCAUUUAAAAACAGCAUUUUAAGUUCACUUGGGUUAUAUUUGACUGACAAAUACUUUUUCACAGCACUAUAG